GCCGCCCACACAAAGCACAAAAAUAAAAGUGGCAAGCCUACUCAACAAACACUUAAAAAAGGAAAUAUAAUGCAAGGCCAUUUACGUAAAGUAGUGUGUCCAAACCUAGGGUUUGAGAAAUCGUUUAUAAAUACAAACACAUUGUCCUCAAAACCCUACCUCUCUCUCUCUUACACUAGCCGCUUCUCUUCAUAUAGCUAAUCAAUAUGGGUAAGGAAAAGAUUCAUAUCAGCAUUGUGGUCAUUGGCCAUGUGGACUCCGGAAAGUCGACCACCACUGGUCAUCUUAUCUACAAGCUUGGUGGUAUUGACAAGCGUGUGAUUGAAAGAUUCGAGAAGGAGGCUGCUGAGAUGAACAAACGUUCAUUCAAGUACGCAUGGGUGCUUGACAAGCUCAAGGCAGAGCGUGAACGUGGUAUCACCAUUGAUAUUGCUCUCUGGAAGUUUGAGACCACCAAGUACUACUGCACAGUCAUUGAUGCUCCAGGACAUCGUGAUUUCAUCAAGAACAUGAUUACUGGAACUUCUCAGGCUGAUUGUGCCGUCCUUAUCAUUGACUCCACCACUGGAGGUUUUGAAGCUGGUAUUUCCAAGGAUGGGCAAACCCGUGAGCACGCGUUGCUUGCAUUUACACUUGGUGUCAAGCAGAUGAUCUGUUGUUGCAACAAGAUGGAUGCUACAACCCCCAAGUACUCCAAGUCGAGGUUUGAAGAAAUUGUGAAGGAAGUGUCUUCAUAUUUGAAGAAAGUUGGGUACAACCCUGACAAAAUUGCAUUCAUUCCUAUCUCUGGAUUUGAAGGUGACAACAUGAUUGAUAGGUCUACCAACCUUGAUUGGUACAAGGGACCUACUCUACUUGAGGCCCUUGACCAGAUCUCUGAGCCAAAGAGACCCUCAGACAAGCCUCUUCGUCUACCCCUUCAGGAUGUUUACAAGAUUGGUGGUAUUGGAACUGUGCCUGUGGGACGUGUUGAAACUGGUGUGAUCAAGCCUGGUAUGGUUGUGACUUUUGGUCCUUCUGGAUUGACCACUGAAGUUAAGUCUGUUGAGAUGCACCACGAGGCUCUCCAAGAGGCUCUUCCCGGUGACAAUGUCGGAUUCAAUGUUAAGAAUGUUGCUGUAAAGGAUCUCAAGCGUGGUUAUGUUGCCUCCAACUCCAAGGAUGAUCCCGCCAAGGAAGCUGCUAACUUCACUGCCCAAGUUAUCAUCAUGAACCACCCUGGUCAGAUUGGAAACGGAUAUGCUCCAGUGCUUGAUUGUCACACUUGCCACAUUGCUGUCAAGUUUGCUGAAAUCCAAACCAAGAUUGAUCGUCGUUCUGGUAAGGAGCUCGAGAAGGAGCCUAAGUUUUUGAAGAACGGAGAUGCUGGGUUCGUUAAGAUGAUUCCAACCAAGCCUAUGGUGGUUGAGACCUUUAUGUCUUACCCUCCUCUUGGUAGAUUUGCUGUGCGUGACAUGAGGCAGACUGUUGCUGUUGGAGUCAUCAAGAGUGUGGAGAAGAAGGAUCCUACCGGAGCCAAGGUCACCAAAGCUGCCAUCAAGAAGAAAUGAACUGGGUCAGUUGGAGGUUACCGUUGUUUUGUUAGUGCAGGGUGGGUUUGUUACUGCUCUCUUGCACUUUUAAUUUUGAGUGGAGUUUUUGUUCGGAUUCGUUUUGUUCUGUUGGGCACCUGGUGUCAGAAUUGGGUGCUUGACAGGCGAUGGCAGACCAGCCCUCUACUUUUGUUGUUCUUCCUCUAUAUUUGAGUUUAUGUAUUAAAGACUAAAUUCUUGUUUUAACAGUGGUCUCAAUUCAGAGAACUUUAUUUAUGGCAAGUGAUUUUUAAGUUAAA
Molecule: messenger RNA, 1831 nt
Organism: Daucus carota subsp. sativus
Lineage: Eukaryota; Viridiplantae; Streptophyta; Magnoliopsida; Apiales; Apiaceae
Product: elongation factor 1-alpha
Exons: 3
Coding region: 207-1550 (447 amino acids)
Biological process (GO): translational elongation; translation
Molecular function (GO): translation elongation factor activity; GTPase activity; GTP binding
Source: RefSeq, a predicted model, not a curated record